AUGACUCUCGAUCUCAAAAACUCUUUUUCACUAGAUGCUGUCCUUUUCCAGGAAAAUGAAAAUGCUUUCCUUGCUGUUCAAAUGUUGAGCGGAGACAUGGUGCCUCACCCUCAGCCAAGUACCUUCUAUGUCUUGUACAGGGAAAACCUUUGUUCAAUCGUUUCGAGCAUGGAUGCUUUGCCAUUCUACUUCAUUUGUUGUGAAUUGAGAUCUGUGUAUACAGAUAGUGUUGAGUAUAAUACAUCAUUACUAUCGGUGCUGAGUUCAAUGAGUAUGACAGAGAACCAGCUAAAUACUUCAAGCAAUAUAAAGGAAUCAAACCCAGGACAGGGGCACCAUAGUCUUGUGAUAUCAGCUAUGAACGAUUUCUUGGGCCUGAGGGCUUAUGAUAAAGCUGCAAUCAAGUGUAAUGGCAAGGAGGCUGUCAUCAACUUCUAUCCCAACAUCUAUGAAGAUGAGCUCAAAUCUACUAGUAAUUAUAGUACUGAUGCUGCACCGGACCAUAACUUAGAUUUGAGCUUGGGUAGUUCGACCUCAAAACACAAAAACAGCCGAGAAUUGGGAAAUGAAAUCCAAAAUGUUGAUCAGUUGGAUCAGCAUCGUACUACCAUACCAUUUGAAGCAGAUUGGCACAACUGGGCAUUUAGGCCACAGCUCAAUAUUCAACAAGAACCAUAUAGAAUUAAUUCCUAUAGAAGAGAAGGGUACAAUGAGACCGAGACAGUGCAACUUCUGAGCCAAACCCACAUUCAAUCUCCGAGUUCACUGAGACCCGGGCAAUUCGUCGAGGAGAGUGAAAACUCAAUGCUUCACAUGUUUUCACCCUCAUCAAACUAUCAAGUUCAGUAUCCUAGCAACAGCAGCAAUGGAAGUCAAAUUGGAGCCACCACCGGAGGCAAGCACCUCUCCCUGUCAAUGAGCAACAAUCAGCAAAGGCUGUUCAUCAAUGCUUUGCAAUUGUUUGCAGCUGCUGCAGCAUCAUCAGGAUUCUCACAACAGAUAACUACCCGACCCCAAAAUUGGCUACACCAGAAAAAUGGGUUUUACUCUCUGAUGAGACCCCCUUAACCGAACUUUUUGUUUUUUGCUUUUUAAAUCGUUAUGUAACAAGGCCUUCCGAGUUUGUAAGCAUGUAAAGAUUAACGCUUUGAGCUUAAAUUUCUUCUUUUCCAGUC
Camellia sinensis is the source of this 1175-nucleotide messenger RNA. The record is from RefSeq and is a predicted model, not a curated record. NCBI's taxonomy places the organism in Eukaryota, Viridiplantae, Streptophyta, Magnoliopsida, Ericales, Theaceae.